Messenger RNA from Aaosphaeria arxii CBS 175.79, 977 nucleotides. RefSeq names its product glucose 1-dehydrogenase. The record is from RefSeq and is a predicted model, not a curated record. Gene Ontology annotation, molecular function: hydrolase activity, acting on carbon-nitrogen (but not peptide) bonds. Gene Ontology annotation, biological process: carbohydrate metabolic process. The coding region runs from base 1 to 915 and encodes 304 amino acids. Lineage: Eukaryota; Fungi; Ascomycota; Dothideomycetes; Pleosporales. The transcript has 4 exons.
AUGCCGAAAAGAGUCCUCGUAACAUAUGCUGUCGAUGUCGACGCCUGCGCUAACUGGAUCAAUACCCGGGAUGGUUCAUCUAUCAGUGCAAGCGAUGUAUCACGAGGUAUCUUCGGCGCGAAUGUCGGCACUGAUAGGAUGUUGAAACUAUUCGACGAUAACAACAUCAAAGCAUCGUUCUAUAUGCCAAGCCACACUAUUCUAUCUUUCCCAGAGCAGAUGGCGAAAGUGAGAGAUGCUGGACACGAAAUUGGUCUUCAUGGCUACACCCAUGAAUUCGUCCGUCUCCUGACCGAAGAGCAAGAGCGCAAAGUCAUGGCGAAAUCCAUCGAAGUCUACCAGCAAUUCACGGGCAAGUAUCCCAAGGGCUGGGUAGCUCCUGCAUGGGAGGUUGGACCAAAGACCAUGCAGAUCUUGGAAGACUUUGGCAUUGAGUACGACCACUCAAUGCUUCACCACGACUGCCAACCAUAUUACGUCGCGGAUGUUGCAGAAGACUCGAUCGUAUAUCCGGAUUAUAGCACCGACCCCGACACAUGGAUGAAGCCUAUGAAAGAGCAGAAACCGACGAAAGUGGUAGAGAUUCCUGGGUCCUGGAAUGUUGACGAUUGGCCGCCGAUGAACUACACCAAACGACCUGGUACGCAUGGCUUCGUCAAUCCCCGUGAUGUCGAGGUACAGUGGAAGGAUCAAUUCGACUUCUUCUACCGGGAGUACGACUCGUUCGUUUUCUGUGUUAGCUGCCAUCCCCAGGUCAGCGGCAAAUCGAACGUCAUGCUGAUGCACGAGCGCUUCAUCGAGUACCUCAAGACCAAGGAGGGGGUAGAGUUUGUCACCAUGGCGCAGGUGUGCGACGAGUUCAAGUCUGGGAAACUGCCCGGUGCGACUGUCAAGGCUGGGGCAAUUGCAUCAUGAUAGCCGAGGAGGUGGGAUAACGCUUUGUACAUAUGAAUCAUGAAAGGGGUAUACAUUUCGUC